AUGAACAAGGCCGGGAUCUGGGGACUGCUGUGGAUGGCCUGCAUCUUAGAAAUCCAAGGUGCGCCUAAGUCAGAGGAGGAAGAGUUUACCCUAACGGAGGGGCAGACCCUGGAGGUGACGUGUCCCUUCAAUGUCAUGAAGUACAAGAACAGCCGGAAGGCGUGGCAGAGAGUGAGUGAUGGAGGGGAGCUUCUGACACUGGCAAUGACAGAGGGUGGCUCAGAGAUGACCAAAGUAGACCAGACAGGAAAGUACCACCUGGAGGAAAUCCCCCUUGACGGCGUACUGAAAGUCCGAGUGACUGACCUGCAAGUGGAGGACUCAGGAUUAUAUCAGUGUGUGAUCUUCCAGCCUCCCAAAGACCCCUUCAUAUUGUACUAUCCUAUCCGCCUGGUGGUGACAAAGGAUCCUCCCUCAGACAUUAAUUCUACCCAGAGAGUGUCUCAGAUUUCCACCCUUCCUCCUACUACCACCAAGGCCCAGGGCAAGCUUCGUACCAGCCCCAGGACUGUGACUCAACUUCUACCCAUGUCAACUGCCAGUCUCUCCUCUCCUGGCAUCGGAGUCAACCCCACGCCUGGGACGAAUGUCAGCAGCAUCAUUAAAUCUUCUCUCUCCCCCAGGAUUUCUCUGAUCACCAUCAUCACUAUCGUGGUGUGUGGAAUCCUCAGUAAGAGCCUGGUCUUCACUGUCCUGUUGGUUGUCACACAGAGGUCAUUUGGACCCUAGACUCAUGAACCCACAAGAAUGCCUUGUGACUUCCAUCCCGGUCCAUCUGGCAGUUGUGCCAGAAGAAGAGUGUGAAAG
Messenger RNA from Miniopterus natalensis, 807 nucleotides. Lineage: Eukaryota; Metazoa; Chordata; Mammalia; Chiroptera; Miniopteridae. The record is from RefSeq and is a predicted model, not a curated record.